UUGAAUGACAGCGCAUUUUAGCCGAAUAUAUCAGUAUUUACUAUGCUGCUAUCUCAGUGAUUCGUAUAUUUUUCGUUUAUACAUCAGUUCCCCCACCAUAUUGAAAAUGAUAACAUCAACAUUCAGCUUAGCAAUUCAUGUAUUUAUGACGUCGUCUAGAAUACUCCGUCCAGUGGCUCGUUUACUAGGAUACACGUCUCAUCUAACCAUGGCUACCAAAGCGGUCAAGGGCAAAAUCAACUUCAAUACGAAACAUUUGACCAAAGGUGAUCCACUGCCUCCAUUCAAUGGCAAACUUCGUGUUUACAACAUGAGAUACUGUCCGUACGCGCAACGGACAAUACUAGCAUUGAAUGCCAAACAAAUUGAUUACGAAGUUGUCAACAUUAAUUUAGUCAACAAACCGGAGUGGUAUACUACAAAGAGUGCAUUUGGUAAAGUGCCCGCCAUAGAAAUUGAAGACGGAGUAACUAUUUACGAGAGUUUGGUGACUGUGGAGUAUUUAGAUGAUGUUUAUCCGCAAAGGCCAUUGUUACCCAAAGAUCCAGUUAAGAAAGCUUUUGACAAAAUUAUAAUUGAAGCUGCGGGACCUAUUAGUACACUUUUCUACAAACUACUAAGAAGUCCAGAAUCAAUAACUGAAGAUAACUUCACUGCGUAUCACCAAGGGCUAGAUUUCAUCCAGGAGCAACUGAAGAAGAGGGGUACUAAAUUCUUGGACGGUGAUCAGCCUGGUUUUGUUGAUUACAUGAUUUGGCCCUGGUUUGAGAGAAUUUUACAAUUGGAUUUGGAUGAAAGGAUCAAAAUAAAAGAAGAUAAAUAUAAGUUAUUGGUUCCGUAUUUAAAUGAUAUGUUGAAAGAUCCUGCCGUUAGUCAAUACCUAGUUCCUGAUGAAAUAUUGCAACAGUUUUUGAAGGCAUAUACAUCUGGAGAUCUAAGUACAGUUAAUUACAAUUUAUUGACUCAGGACUAACUUGCUUACUAUCUGAAAGAUUUUUUAUACAUAAUAAUUGUUACCUUGGAAGCUACUGUGAAGUAGGUAAUAUUAUUGCUGACUCAUAAAAAUAAGAUUGUUACUUUAUGGAAUUAUGUAAUGUAUGUUUAGAGAUAAGGUACCUAUAUCUAA
Molecule: messenger RNA, 1126 nt
Organism: Achroia grisella
Lineage: Eukaryota; Metazoa; Arthropoda; Insecta; Lepidoptera; Pyralidae
Gene: GSTo2
Product: pyrimidodiazepine synthase-like
Exons: 5
Coding region: 5-973 (322 amino acids)
Biological process (GO): glutathione metabolic process
Cellular component (GO): cytoplasm
Molecular function (GO): glutathione transferase activity; glutathione dehydrogenase (ascorbate) activity
Source: RefSeq, a predicted model, not a curated record